AAAAAAAAAAAAGGAAAAGGGCGGUGAAAGAAAAAAGAGAGAAGAAAUAAAGAAGAAUAAGGGUGAAGAUUAUAAGAGAAGCUAGAGAUUUUAUCGCGAUUUUUUCUCGAGAAUGAUCUCUUUGAUAGCGAGAGAUCCGAGUCCGAGCUCCGAUUUCGGUUGAAUGAGGGCGAUAUUUCGGUUUAUGUGGAGCGUGGCUGCAGACUUGCCCCGAUCUGUCAAACAUUUUGAGAGGUUUCAUUUUACCUCUAGAAUUUCUGCAACGCGUUUCUUAAUCUUAAGAUGAAACCAAAAGCAAAUGGGAGUAUACAGAGAGCUCAAAGAGUGAAGCAUGUUCAAGGAGAAGGGCCAAAUUGGGUUCUUAUUGCAGGUGGUGCAUUGUUAAGUACUUUGUCAUUUAGGAUUGGGUGCAGACUGAAGCAGGCUUUUGAUGCAAAAAGAUCAAAUAAUGCCCAUAAUACAUUGAAAGAAAAUGGAAACUGUGUAGCUCAGAGGAGACCUGCAACUUGCAAGUUGCAUUCAAAUUCAUAUUGCUAUACUCAGGAAGAGGAUGAUGGGUGUUACCACUGUCUCUCAGGGAACUUAAAUGGUGAAACGAACAUCAAGCAUUCACCCUCAAGCCCAAUGUCUAAAGAUGGAGAUCAUUCCCUUCCACUCGUAAAAAUCCCGACAGCAGAAUCACAUAAAGAUGGCAAUGGUGUUAUGUGGGCAUCAUCACCAGACCGUCUCGAACUUCCUCGGAAGCCAUUUCACCGUUCAAACAGUUCAGACUCGCCUUCUUUCUCGGAGUCGGGGUCAGAUAUCUACAGCAAGCGAGAGGUAAUACAAAAGCUCCGGCAGCAGCUUAAGAGACGGGAUGAAAUGAUACUGGAGAUGCAAACCCAGAUCUUGGACCUACAGACUUCUCUAAGUGCCCAAAUGACCCAUUCAGCACAUCUUCAAACUCAGGUUGAUUGUUCCAACCGUGAAUUGUUCGAUUCGGAGAGAGAGAUCCAACGGCUAAGAAAGGUCAUUGCUGAUCAUUGUGUAGCAGAAGCUGCCUCCCCUGAAAGAACUGGAACCAACAACAGAAAUUGGCAGCCUGAAUCAGUUAAUGGGGGAGUGAAUGGAUAUCUCAACAAUGGAGAUGUUGAGCUGCACUGUGUUGGUCUUGAGAAGGGAAGAGGAGAUGCAGAGAAGGUUGAUAUGUUGAAAAGAGAAGUCGGGGAACUGAAAGAGGUGAUAGAAGGAAAGGAGUUCUUGCUUCAGAGCUACAAGGAACAAAAGGUAGAACUGAGUUCAAAGGUGAAGGAGCUGCAACAAAAACUUGCUCUACAGGUACCAAAUAUUUUGUAGCAGAAAUUCUCAGAGUAGUUAUUCUUGUUUAGUUGUCAUUCCACAAUGAGAGCUGUUUUUUUUCGUGUUGCUGUGAUUUUCUAUUUGUUGUAUAGUUUCUGGAGUAUGGUUUUGGCACCUCCAUGUCAACAUGUCAGAAUCUAGUGAAGGCUUGUUAAAAAAAUGUAGAACUGAUAUGGAUAGUGCCUGGGGUUUUGAAUGCAGGACUCAUAUGAAGUUGUUUGA
Asparagus officinalis (garden asparagus) is the source of this 1560-nucleotide messenger RNA. RefSeq lists its product as uncharacterized. Lineage: Eukaryota; Viridiplantae; Streptophyta; Magnoliopsida; Asparagales; Asparagaceae. Bases 283 to 1335 code for a protein of 350 amino acids. The transcript has 5 exons. The record is from RefSeq and is a predicted model, not a curated record.